AUGAUGAGUGUUUAUUCAAAGAAGGAAUUCGGAGCUUCAAACUCCACCGAUUAUCGCAUGUAUAUCAUGCAACAGGAUCAGCCAAUUUCUCCAUUUCACGACAUUCCUCUCGUACACGGUCCCCCUGGCAUCAUGAACAUGGUGGUGGAAAUACCGCGUUGGUCAAAUGCAAAGAUGGAAAUUUGCAAAGAGGAAAUCCUUAACCCCAUCAAACAGGAUGUGAAAAAGGGGAAACUGCGUUUCGUCAACAAUGUUUUUCCUCACAAAGGUUACAUAUGGAACUAUGGUGCUUUGCCACAGACCUGGGAAGAUCCGUCUCACGUCGAUCCCGAUACCAAAGCAAAGGGUGACAACGAUCCGAUCGACGUUUGCGAGAUUGGUAACAGAAUACUGGCUCGCGGCAGUAUUGUGCCUGUGAAAAUUUUGGGCAUUCUUGCGAUGAUUGACGAAGGUGAGACCGACUGGAAAGUCAUCGCUAUCCACACCGAGGAUCCUCUGGCCGCGAAGCUUAAUGACAUUGAUGACGUGGAAAAACAUAUGCCAGGAUUCCUACAGGCUACUCGCGACUGGUUCAGAAACUACAAAGUGCCGACUGGAAAACCCAAGAACGAGUUCGCCUUUGGUGAAAACUUCAAAAACAGAGAAUUUGCCCUCAAGAUGAUCAACCAAACUCAUGAGCAAUGGAAGAAACUUGUUACCGAAAAAACUGACUUUACUGGUCUUUACAAAGAGAACAUUUCUGUCCAGGGCAGUCCGUAUCAAAUUCCGGCUACAGAGGGCAAGAACUUGUUCAAUAAACUUCCACCCUAUGAGGAGGGCAAACCAAUUACUGACCCGACGGGCAAGUUUUCUGAUAACUUCGAGGAGGUGUGCUUCGUCGCCUAA
Dibothriocephalus latus is the source of this 885-nucleotide messenger RNA. The record is from the annotation of a GenBank genome assembly. NCBI's taxonomy places the organism in Eukaryota, Metazoa, Platyhelminthes, Cestoda, Diphyllobothriidea, Diphyllobothriidae.